AUGAGCGAGAUCACUCACCCCACCAUCAAGGAUGGCUGGUUCAGCGAGACUUCCGAAAUGUGGCCAGGCCAGGCCAUGACCCUCAAGGUCAAGGAAGUCCUGCACCACGAGAAAUCAAAAUUCCAGGAUGUGCUCGUCUUCGAGAGUACCGACCACGGCACCGUCCUGGUUCUCGACAACGUCAUUCAAUGCACCGAGCGCGACGAAUUCUCGUACCAGGAAAUGAUCACCCACCUCGCCAUGAACUCGCACCCAAACCCGAAGAAGGUCCUCGUCAUUGGUGGCGGUGACGGCGGCGUGUUGCGCGAGGUCGUCAAGCACGAGACCGUCGAGAAGGCUAUUCUCUGCGACAUUGACGAGGCCGUCAUCCGCGUCUCCAAGAAAUACCUGCCCGGCAUGAGCAUCGGCUUCGAGCACCCCAACGUCAAGACGCACAUUGGCGACGGCUUCAAAUUCCUGGCUGAUUACAAGAACGAGUUCGAUGUGAUCAUCACCGACAGCUCGGACCCAGAAGGGCCUGCCGAGUCUCUGUUCCAGAAGCCCUAUUUCGAGCUACUCAACGGGGCGCUGCGAGAAGGAGGCGUGAUCACUACCCAAGCCGAAAACCAAUGGCUCCACCUCUCGCUGAUCACCGACCUUAAAAAAGCCUGCAAAGAAGUCUUCCCCGUCGCCGAAUACGCCUACACCACCAUCCCAACCUACCCAUCAGGCCAAAUCGGGUUUAUGGUGUGCUGCAAGGACGCCAACCGCAACGUGCGCGUACCCGUGCGUGAAUGGUCGCGCGAGGAGGAAGAGAAACUGUGCCGGUAUUACAACGCCGAUAUUCAUCGGGCGAGCUUCGUUUUGCCAAAUUUUGCGCGAAAGGCGCUUGAUGUGUAA
Messenger RNA from Talaromyces proteolyticus, 879 nucleotides. RefSeq names its product putative spermidine synthase. The coding region runs from base 1 to 879 and encodes 292 amino acids. The transcript has 5 exons. Gene Ontology annotation, biological process: spermidine biosynthetic process. Gene Ontology annotation, cellular component: cytosol. Gene Ontology annotation, molecular function: spermidine synthase activity. The record is from RefSeq and is a predicted model, not a curated record. NCBI's taxonomy places the organism in Eukaryota, Fungi, Ascomycota, Eurotiomycetes, Eurotiales, Trichocomaceae.